UAAAUUAUCGAUAACAUAUUUUUGUGCGUCACAGAAUUAUAAACAUGUUUUUAUUAAGUUCGUAAUUACAGAAAGAUUAUAAGAUUAUUUAACACAAUGUUAGGUCAACAAUAUAACGUCAGAACUACUCCUCGCUUCUUGUAAAGUUGCAUUUGAGAUCCCAGUUGGCCUGAAACUUUGUAGCAAAUUAUUACGCGGAUGAAUAUCCUCUGAAUAUUAUACAUUAUUACACUUUGUACGGUUCAUCUAUCGUUUUAUUGAGAACUUGCAGAUUCCCGAUUCACGUAAAAAUGUAAUUAUUAACGAAAUUUACACGUUGCUUUAUGCAUUUUUAGGUGGUCUGUAAAUAUAGAGUCUAUACACUUUUUUAUAACUUAACGAUAAUAUUCAUGCUAAAUUCUAACAUUAAAAUUAUUAUAGUUAUUUAUGAGAAAAUUAUACUAUAAUUUUUUAAUCAUUAUCAUUUGCCAUCUUUUCAUAAGGGAUUUAUUCACAGUAAUUCUGAUAGAUAGCAGUGUUAAACGCAGUUAUUUCACGCUGUAUGAAGAUUGUAAAUGAAACUUGAUUAUAAAAAGUAAUAAUAAAGUGAAAAUGGACACACAACAGUGUCGUUUGCGGUCACCAUGCGUCGUGUUUUAAUUUUGUUUAUGGUUUUCCUUUCUGUUACGGCAAGCUCUCGUGACACUUAUGAGAAAUGUGCUCCGAUGUUGGAAGACCAUACAAGCGUAAUGUGUUGCAAGGACUAUGAUUUAUCGAUACGUCAAGAAAAUAAUGCUGAAUGUUAUAAAAUACCAUCCACACCGAACGAUUGUGAACGAGAAAAAUGUGUAAUAAAUAAAAGAGGAUUACUCAAACCAAACGGUGAGAUUGAUAUAAGUAAAAUAGAAAGUGACUUCGAGUCUCUCGGUGGUGAACCAGAAAAGUUUCUUAUUUUUAAGGAUAAAUGCUUAUUCAAUAAUGACCUUGAUGCGUAUGCUAUGGAAGAUGCUUGUCCAAUGAAGAAAAUGUUCAACUGUCUUCGAGCUCAAGUAUUAUUCAACUGCAAAAUCUGGGUGGAAUCAGACGCUUGCAACGAGUUUAAAGAGAAAGUAGAAGAUUGUACUGAGUUAUAUUAAAAGUUUUUUUAUAUACCUAAUAUAAUUUAUACAAUGUUUUGAUUUAUGCACCGAUUCUAAAUUAAUUAAUUAUUGUAACACAAAUCCAAUAAACUUAUUGAAGUAU
This is a messenger RNA of Colias croceus (clouded yellow), 1221 nucleotides long. RefSeq lists its product as uncharacterized. Bases 624 to 1115 code for a protein of 163 amino acids. The transcript is spliced from 5 exons. The record is from RefSeq and is a predicted model, not a curated record. Lineage: Eukaryota; Metazoa; Arthropoda; Insecta; Lepidoptera; Pieridae.